Molecule: messenger RNA, 5591 nt
Organism: Patella vulgata (common limpet)
Lineage: Eukaryota; Metazoa; Mollusca; Gastropoda; Patellidae
Product: ceramide transfer protein
Exons: 14
Coding region: 146-1927 (593 amino acids)
Biological process (GO): ER to Golgi ceramide transport
Cellular component (GO): Golgi apparatus
Molecular function (GO): phosphatidylinositol-4-phosphate binding
Source: RefSeq, a predicted model, not a curated record
GUAACAUCGUGACCCGAAAAUGGCUUCCGCAAGUGGUGUUUAUGAUCGGCCAACAACUAUGUAGGCUUGUCGUUAUUUCCGCAUGUUUUGUUAAUUCUUGUUCUUAAACGAAUGGUUAUCACCUUUGUUACAUUUGAGGUUAUUGAUGAUGUCGGAGGAGAGGGACAUUUUAUGUUUUACCGACGAUGAGGACGAAUUAGAAGAAGAACCGUCGGCGCAAGAGCUACAGGGUACAAUCAGCAAGUGGACAAAUUAUUUACAUGGUUGGCAAGACCGAUUUAUUGUUCUAAAAGAUUCAACUCUAAGUUAUUAUAAAUCUGAAGAUGAAACGGCAUUUGGAUGUAGAGGUGCCGUGAGUCUGAGUAAAGCAACUGUUACGCCUCAUCAGUUCGAUGAAUGUAGAUUUGAUGUCUGUGUUGGUGACAGUGUGUGGUAUUUACGUGCUACAAAUCCUGAAGAAAGACAACAUUGGAUAGAUGACAUUGAAAUACACAGGCAAGCUGAGUCUGGAUAUGGAAGUGAAAAUAAUCUUCGCCGCCAUGGCUCCAUGUUAUCAUUGGCAUCUGGUACCAGUUUAUCAACUACAUCAGCCUCCUCAUUUAAAAGAGGGCGAGGUUUGCGGGAAAAACUCCAUGAAAUGGAAACGUUCCGAGACAUUUUAUGUCGUCAGAUAGAUACAUUACAGAGUUAUUUUGAUAGUUGUGCAUCAGCUGUAGCACAUGGUACACAUCAACAAUUGAAUGACAAUGACGAUAUUGAUGAUAUCGAUGAUCUGGAACCAAACUCAACAUCUUUAACAGACAAUCUUAGUCACAAAUUUGAAGGUCUCAAAACAGGAGAUAUUGCCUGUAUAUUACAACAACAUGGAGGUCAUUCCGUAGACUUUAAGGGAGAAGCUUUUACAUUUAAAGCUACAACUGCAGGUAUUGUGGCUACACUGUCUCACUGUAUUGAAUUAAUGUCACAGAGAGAAGAGGCAUGGAAAAAACGAUUAGAAAAGGAGGUAGACAAAAGGAAAAAAUAUGAAGAAUCAUAUAAAUCCUUAUUAAAUGAAAGACCUAAAGCAGUUGUGUUAGGUGGUCCUGAUUAUGAGGAAGGACCUCAUUGUUUAAUUCCUGAAGAAGAAUUCUACGAUGCUGUUGAUGCUACUUUAGAUAAACUUGAGAAGGAAGAAGAAUCUAAAAGAACAGUUGCAUUUGUAGAAAAACCACCUAAAAUUUCUUUGUCACCAGAACAUAAAUACUAUGCAGAAGUAAACAAAAUCGUGACACAUCAUUUGGGCCAGAUUAAUGAAAACUUGGAGGAAUCAUGGACAUGUAUUGCAGAGGAAGGAGAAUUAAAAGUCUAUAAACGAGAACUGGAAGAAGAUGGUAUCGUCAUAGAUCCACUUAAAGCUAUUCAUGUUGUUAAGGGUAUUACUGGCCAUGAAGUCUGCAAGUAUUUUUGGGAUAUUGACUUUAGGAUGGAGUGGGAAGCUACAUUGGAUUCUAGUGAGGUAAUAGAAUGGUUAUCAGAAGACACAUUUGUGAGUCACAAUGUUAUAAAGAGAGUGUGGCCAGCAUCACAGAGAGACGCUUUAUUCUGGUCACAUAUACAACAUAUUGCUAGUGAUCAGGAUGAAGAACCUGAUAGAUGGAUUGUUGUUAAUUAUUCUACAGAACAUGAACAUUGUCCUAGUUCUAAAUAUGUGAGAGUAUUUAUGAAUGUGGCUAUGGUUUGUGAAACUAUGAUAAAACCACCAGCAGAUGGUAAAAUCAGUAGAGAUGAUAUAACAUGUAAAAUCAUCUAUACAGCUGAAGUUAAUCCAGGUGGUUGGGCACCAGCCUCAGUGCUUAGAGCUGUAUAUAAAAGAGAAUAUCCAAAAUUCUUGAAGAGAUUCACAUCAUAUGUUAAAACAAAGACAGAAAAUGUUGAGAUUCUUUUAUAAGUUAAAUUAUAGCAUAUAUAUUUCUUAUUAUUCCAUUCUUAUUCAGCAGUUAUAUAUUUUUGUAUAUAAAUCUCGAGUACUUCUAUGAAGGGGAUUGAGACUUCAGGCUGAUUCCUUGUUGGCAGUUGAAUUGUAAUCAUAAUAAUUAACUAAAAACAGAGAUCUCCCCUUUGUUUGGGGUAGUCAAGUCCUUAAAUUCAUUUCAGAGAAUUAUUGUUUAACUACCAACAAGGUGUAAGUGCAUCAUGUAAAUAAUUUCUAUGGGAUGCAUACUACUCUAAUUGAUAUCUUGAAAUAUAAUAAUUAUAUUACAACCAAUGUGUAAAUGAUUACUGAAACUAAACUUAUAUAUUUGUCAGUAUUUACAUAUAUUUUUGUUUAAUGGAAGAAAAUUAAAUUAAAUCUGAUUUAAAUAAAAUUUAUGGAGGAGUUUAUUUUGAUGAAAAUCUAAUGAUUCAAAAAGUUUUUGUUUAUUUUCCUAAAAUUAAAAAGUUCUUUCCACAUCUAUAUUGGUAAAUAAUACUUUUAUUUAGAUAAUAGAUAAUAUACAAUUACUAGAUCUUAAUGUCUAGCAUAUGCUGUAGAAAUGGUUUAAAGACCCUACUGAAAAUUAUUUGACAAGUAGUAAUUUACUAUGAUUAAUUUAUAAAACGAAAGUUUUUCUUAUCAGUUUAUUAUAUAGUGUUCUGAUUUUUUUUUUUUUUCCAUUAGUCUAGAAAACAUAGACAUUAAAAAUAUAACUUUUUAAAUUCUUUAAUCUUUUAUUAGGAGCAAAUAUUUCUUUAAUAAGACAUAUUUAUUACGAAAAAAAAUUGAAUGUCUCUAAUAAUGAAUGUACUAAUUCGAUAUAACAGAUUUUGAUUUUCUAUUAUGUAGGUUUAAAACAGAUAUUACCUAGAAAAUUAGUGAUUAUUAUUUGUUGGAACUACCACUUGUUAUUUUAUUAUAUUCAGAUAUCUAAAAGAACUUGUUGUAUCUAAAAAAGAUUUUAAGACAAAGAUAACCACCACAAAUCUAUGUUUUGCUAUUAAAACUAUACAAAUUGAUAUUAUUACCUUACUGCUGGAAUAAUCUAAGUUCUUUAAAAAAAAAAAAUGUCUGCGUUUUCAGUGGAACAUUGUAAGUGCUUAUUGUAUUUUUAUGGGUGUAUAUUUUGUUGCUCAGUAGCCUGACUUUAAAAGGUUCAAGACAAGAUUUUGCUAUUAUUAAAAUGGACAUGUAUCAUGUUAUUGUCAUGGUAAGUUGGUAUGCUAUUAUUGUGGUUGUCAAGUUGUGUGACUGGGUGCCUUUAAUCGGCCAUAAUGUCCGUCCUUGAUUUCUGAUAACUAUCAGACAUUAUCAUUUGAAUAUUGCCAUAGUAACAUUCUCUUAUUUUCUAAUAGUUUUCUAGAUGAGUUAUAUUCUUAAUAUUUGAGAUAAAUGUUUUUAAAAAAGUUCAUUAGAUGCAUAAAGAUACAUUUGAUUUCGUAACCAUAACAGAAAUUUAGCACAGAAUAAAUUCUUAUUGUCCUUUACUUUAGUUUUAAAAUGGGAUAGAAAAUACAUCUUCUUUUAUUGGAAAUUUCUUAUAAUAUCGGCAAAUAGUUAAUAUUUUCGUUUUGUUUGUUUCUUCAUUUUUAUACAAUAAUUAAAAGAGAUACUUUAUUUUGAAUAUAAAAACUUGAUAUUUAAUGUCAAUGACAUACACAUUGAUCUAUCAUGUUUGUUUAUAUCUAUCAUUAAAAAAAAUACAUCUUCUAUUUUUAUGAUCAUCAUUACAUUAUAAAAUAAUCUCUCGACUGCUAGAAAAAUAAUGCUUAUCCAGAUAUUUAGAGCAAUAUAGAUGUUUCAUUAUUUGAAUAUAUUUGUCAGUUAUUGUGGGUUUAAGUGUUGCUUCAAAUUAAUAAUAUUGGUAAAUAAUUGUAUUUUGUAAAUUUGUUAUAUUUUGUAUAAAGAAUUGUACAUUUUGUAAUCUAAGAGGAAAAGGUAUACAACUGUUUAAUUUAAUCAAUUCUCAGGCAAUUAUAUUAAUCUUCAUGUUACAUAAAACUCUUCACAAUAAAGUUUGGCAUAAAUUUUAAAUAAAAAGAACCUGCUGAUGAUUUAGAACUUCAAAAAGUUUUCUGAAGGUCUAUUAGUAUUACAAAUUCUAAAUAAUGAUCUGUAGAUAUAAAAUACUUAAAGAACUAGAUUGGUAGGAUACACUAACACUAUUAGAUUAACUUUAAAUCAUAUAAUAAUUAUACAUGUAUAUGAUGUAAUAUUUAAUAGUAAAAAAACAAUUGAUAUAGUAUCAGAGGAAUGAUCUUUUUAUUAUCUUAGUUCAAUCCUUACUAAAUUUAAGUAACCAAACUCUGUAUUGUUGAUUUUUGAAAAUUUAUAAGAGAACUGUUGAUUUUAUGGUGUCAUGUCUUCAAUAAAUAAGCUUCAACUCAUAUAUACUGUAUAUAUAUAUUUAUUUAUUUAUGUGCUUGAGAGUCGAGAGCCCCUACAUAAGUGUUCUUUGAUUAGUAUGAAUAAAUGGGUCUAUCUAUUUAAAUAUUGUAUCCUUGUAAAAAGAAAUUCUUAAUACACAUGUAAUACAAAAUAAUUAUAUACAUACCUAUAGUCACUUAUAUUUUAUCUGUUAAUGAAUACGUUAAUAACUGAGAAUGUCUCUUUGAAAAUUAAUGAUCAUAUUCAAUUUAUUUGGUCAUGAUUGUUAUUAAUUCAUUCAUUUUAAGAUUCAUUGCAAUAUCAUAUUGUGAGUGCUUUUGAAAACAUCUGCUUGCUUGUAACUGGCGACAAUUAUAAACAGUAUACUAUUAUGAUUACACAUGAAGGUACAAUAGUUUAUGAACUUUUGAUUCCUGUAAUUAUAAACUUUAUUCAAUUGAACCCAUAUAAAUAUAUACUUAAUAUUUGCCAACAUGUAUUAUUAUUAUAUGUUAAUUUGACAGGUAGAUAAAAUAUGUGGGCAUUAUAUGAAAAACAUGUUGAUAAAAUUACAACUAAAGUUGAUUAUAUGCUGGUCUUCAAGUAAACAAUUAUUUUAAAAUUUAUACUAUGCAUUAUACAUGUGUAAAGUAGAAUAUACCAAUAUUACUAAUCUACAACAGUUUUAUAAUUCCCUGAGCACUAUUUUAAUUAAUGAUUUCUUUAAGUUACCUUAUUGUGCCUAUUGCUGUUCUUCGAUUUCUUUCUCCUGUAAUAAUGCAACUGCUAAAAUCUGUUUAUCAUUGUAUAUGUGUGUAGUAUGUUACUUAUAAAAUACUAUUGAAUAGGCAUAUCUCAUCGAGAUCCAAGGAUUACAAAAAUACAAGUUCUCCUGGCAAUUGGUAAGAAUGAUGCAAUUUUGAGGUAAUUCUCAUGAAGCCAAAAUUUUGUAAGAAUGCUGCCUAAAAAUUUUAGCCUGCAGCAUGAAACACCAUAUUCUUGGUCUAUUAGAGUUUUCAUAAUUUUGAUAUCCCAUAGCAUUAAAUUUAUGUCCAUGAUUUUUUGGUAUCUAUUCAGUUCCUUGGAUAAUUAACUAAUGACAGAUCUACAUGUAAAUUAUAUUAGGUUUUGAAAUAAAAAGUUUUUUCAAUUUGUGUAUAAAUGAAUGCUCAAUGUUUGUUUAUUAUACUAGUUGUGAAUACUGUUAGUAAUAAUCAGACUCUGUAGAGAGAAUUUAUUCUCUUCUUGUAAAUAAACUGUUGUAUUGCUA